AGUGAACACAGACGCGGGGAGGACUCCGACAGAGGAGCAGAGAAACCGGGACCAUAUCCUCGCUGCUCCGGGAGCUGUUUCUUUCUCCAGCGGACGGAUACGUGGUGCGGAGUCUUCCUGCGGGGACAGCAGCCUGGGUUUGAGGACAGGAGGCGCACGGCUCGCCCGCUCUUCCUCGUCGGACAAAACAGAAGAGCGGAGGUUAACGGAGCGGAGGACUGGAGGCGCAGCGGUGGAGUUGAGAUGUCCUGAGUCACUCCUCCAGGCAGAAAAAGGGGUUUGCUGAUGGGACCGGCUGCGCCACCAUGAGCUUACAAGAUGGCGGCUGCAGCUACAGCAUGGCCACUGCUAGUGGCAGCAUGCGGCGGCGCCUGGAGGACCAGGAGUUCAGCCUGCGGGUUUACCCAGGCACCCUGGCUGAGGGCACCAUCUAUUGCCCCGUCAGUGCCCGCAAGAAUACCACAGCUGCUGAAGCCAUCGAGUCCCUCAUCGAGCGGUUGCACCUGGAGCGUACCAAAUGCUACGUGUUGGCUGAGGUGAAGGAGUUUGGUGGGGAGGAAUGGAUCCUGAACCCCUGUGACUGCCCUGUCCAGCGGAUGAUGUUGUGGCCACGAAGUGCACUGGAGAAUCGCAGCGGUCUGGGAAGUGGCGAAGACUACCGCUUCCUGCUGCGGGAGAAGAACCUAGAUGGAUCUAUUCACUAUGGGGGCAGCCUGCAGAUGUGGCUGAGGGUGACUGAGGAGCGCCGGCGCAUGGUGGAAAGGGGCUUCCUCCCCCAGCCUGCAGGGAGCAACCCUCCGUCCGACCUGUGCUCUCUCCCAGAACUAACUGAGCGCGCCAUUUUGGAAAGCCUCCGUGCGCGUUUCCGCCAGGAGAAGAUCUACACCUACAUUGGGAGUAUUCUUAUUGUGAUUAACCCGUUCCAGUUCCUGCCAAUCUACAAUCCUAAAUAUGUCAAAUUGUACGACAACCAUGCUUUGGGGAAGCUGGAACCCCACAUUUACGCUGUAGCGGAUGUGGCGUAUCAUGCAAUGCUGCAGCGAAGAAAGAACCAGUGCAUUGUCAUUUCUGGUGAAAGUGGGUCUGGAAAGACCCAGAGCACUAACUUCCUUAUUCAUCACCUGACGGCCCUCAGUCAGAAGGGGUUCGCCAGCGGGGUGGAGCAGAUCAUCCUGGGAGCUGGGCCAGUGUUAGAGGCCUUUGGGAACGCCAAGACAGCCCACAACAACAACUCCAGCCGCUUCGGAAAGUUCAUCCAGGUCAACUACCAGGAAAGUGGCACUGUCAGGGGAGCCUAUGUGGAGAAGUACCUGCUGGAGAAAUCACGCCUUGUGUACCAGGAGCACAAUGAGAGGAACUACCAUGUGUUCUACUAUCUGUUGGCCGGAGCCAGUGAAGAUGAGAGGAAGUCCUUCCACCUGCUUAAACCUGAGGAAUACCACUACCUCAACCAGGACUGCUUCACCGUGGAAGGAGAGGAUCUGAAACACGACUUUGAGCGCCUGCAGCUGGCGAUGGAGAUGGUCGGCUUCCUCCCCGCCACACGCAAACAGAUUUUCUCACUGCUGUCAGCGAUCCUCCAUCUGGGCAACAUCCGCUACAAGAAGAAGACCUACAGGGACGAUUCAAUCGACAUCUGCAACCCAGAGGUCCUGCCCACCGUCUCAGAGCUGCUAGAGGUAAAGGAGGAGAUGCUGCUCGAAGCGCUGACGACCAGGAAAACGGUCACUGUCGGAGAAAGGCUCAUCGUGCCCUACAAACUUGCUGAGGUGGGCACAGUGAGGGACUCCAUGGCCAAGUCACUGUACAGUGCGCUGUUCGACUGGAUUGUGUUCAGGACCAACCACGCCCUGCUCAACAACAAGGACCUGGAGGACAGUUCAAAGAUCCUGUCCAUAGGAGUCCUCGACAUCUUUGGUUUUGAGGAUUAUGAGAGCAACAGCUUUGAACAGUUCUGCAUCAACUUCGCCAACGAGCGACUCCAGCACUACUUCAACCAGCACAUCUUCAAAUUAGAACAGGAGGAGUACAGGUCAGAGGGCAUCACCUGGCACAACAUCGACUACAUCGACAACAGUGGCUGCAUCAAUCUCAUCAGCAAGAAACCAACCGCUCUGUUCCACCUGCUGGAUGAGGAGUGCAAUUUCCCUCAGGCUUCCAAUCAGACCUUGCUGGACAAGUUCAAGCGUCAGCAUGAAGGAAACAGCUACAUCGAGUUCCCUGCUGUCAUGGAGCCUGCCUUCAUCAUCCGACACUACGCUGGUAAAGUCAAGUACAGAGUCAAGGACUUCAGGGAGAAGAACACUGACCACAUGCGACCCGACGUUGUGGCCUUGCUAAAGAGCAGCAAGAACGCCUUCAUCUGUGGUCUGAUGGGAAUCGACCCCGUGGCGACCUUCCGCUGGGCCGUGCUGCGAGCCUACUUCAGAGCCCUGGUGGGUUUCAGGGAGGCCGGCCGCAGACACACCCACAAAAAAACUGCAAACGAUGCAGCAGUUCCCUGUACCGUUGUUAAAACUGUCGACAGCUUCAGUUUCCUCCACCACCCAGUUCACCAGAGGAGCCUUGAGAUCCUUCAAAGAUGCAAAGAUGAGAAAUACAGUAUCACAAGAAAGAAUCCCCGCACUCCUCUAUCAGAUCUUCAAGGCACCAAUGCCCUGAAUGAGAAAGCCAGCUGGGAUGGCUAUGGCGUUGGCUGCAACGGUCGCAGCUCCAGAUCGAGUCGUCUCUCCUCAACAGGAAGUCCCGCCCUGGAGGAGGAUGGGAUCUUCCUCAACUCGACCAACAGCAAGCUCCUGGAGAGAGCUCAGGGUAUCCUGAUGAGAAACAAAAACUGCAAAAUCAAGCCGGCCCUUCCCAAGCACUUGUUGGACGUCAAGUCCCUGCGCUACCUGAGCAGUGUGACGCUGCACGACCGCAUCACCAAGUCUCUGCUUCACCUGCACAAGAAGAAGAAGCCACCAAGCAUCAGUGCACAGUUCCAGGCUUCCCUCAAUAAGCUGAUGGAGACGCUUGAUCAGUCGGAGCCGUAUUUCGUGAAGUGUAUUCGAUCCAAUGCUGAGAAGCUGCCAUUGCGUUUCAAUGACACUCUGGUGCUCAGACAACUCAGAUACACAGGGAUGCUGGAAACUGUCCGCAUCCGCCAAUCAGGAUACAGCAUCAAGUACACCUUCCAGGACUUUGUGCGUCACUUCCAUGUGCUGCUGCCUCGAGGCACGAACCCAACCAAGUCAGGUAUCAGGGAGUUUUUCAGACAGAUCCACCUGCUGCCUUCUGGGUAUCAAGUGGGCAACACAAUGGUGUUCCUGCGGGAGGUGGAGCGACAGCGACUUCAAACCCUCCUCCAUCAGGAGGUGCUGCGGCGAAUCGUCAUGCUGCAGCGCCGCUUCAGGGGCGUGCUGGAGCGGAAGCACUUUGUCGACAUGAGACGAGCAGCUUGUGCCAUCCAGAGAUGGUGGCGACGCUGCGUCCUCAACCAAUCCACCAUGGACUUCACUAUCGAGGAGGGGGCUGCGGUUUGUCUGCAGGCGGCCUGGAGGAGCUACACGGAGCGCAGGAAGUUCCUGCAGUGGCGAGAGGCCGCCGUCAUCAUUCAGAGGAGCUGGAGAAACUGCCGCCACCGCAGAACUUUGGCAGCUGUAAAGGUUCAAACAGCCUGGAGGGGAUUCAGAGAGAGGAGCUGCUACUGUCGGACAUACAGGGCCGUGACGCAGCUGCAGACGACGGGCAGAGGAUACCUGGCUCGACUCAGGUUCAGCGAAUUUAAGAAGCAGCAUGAAAGACAGCAACUCAGUGGCCACUUAUCUGGAGAGUUGGAUGCAGAAACCACGGAGGAGCUAACCACAUCAGGACAGGAGAGUAAUGUCCAGGAGGUCUCUGCAGAGCUCUCUGAAGACCACAAGACUGUUCUGUUCGGUGUGGGAGAGACAGAAAGAGGAGAGGACUCGGAGCGAAGCAGGAGCAUGGAUGAGAUGAGCCACAAGAACCGGUCGAAACGAGAGAGCAGACGGAUGAGAGAGUUGGAGCAGGCCCAGUUCAGCCUGAAGCUUCUGAAGGGCCGCACCACUAGUGUAGGAGGUCCUGCUCAGGAGGACUCGGUCCCUGAAGGCGGCACCUCUCAGCUGGAGGAGCAUCACAGACACUCUCCCCGAGGAUCCCCAGCUAGUCAAGGAAGCUUUGAAUUCCUCAGUGUACAAGACAUGGAGUCUGAAGGCUCUGCACCCCAAGAUCAAUCCCAAGCUCGAGAUAUACAACUACCAGAGGACCCGAGAGAUCCAAACCAUAAUGAAAAACCUCUGUCCGAGGUUCCCAGGGCAACAUUUUAUAUCGCUUCUGACCAAAGUCCAGUUCAUGAACCAAAAUUCGAAAGUCCCAGCAAAUCUUACAAAGAGAGAAGGGAGUCUACGUCUCGAAGGCCAGUUGUGGUUUUAAUCAGUAUGCAGAAGGAAAGCCCUGUGGAUGAGGAGGAGCUGCCAGCAGUCCAAAUCCCAGAAAGAGCUCUUCAAACAGGAGCAGCAUCAUCGACUUCUCAAACGACUCCCUUUGUAGGCCUGGAGGUGGGAUCAGAAAUCGACCCGGCUCCCGGGACUGCUCCCCUGGCCUCAAGAGAUGUAAACGGGGUGGAUAAGUCCUUUAAGGUCCCCUCUCCAACUGCUCUUGGGUCAAGUCCAGACGUAGCAGGGCUUUGCUCCUCAGAGGUGGACAUCCAGAUCGUCCUGGAGCCCAAGCCUGCCAUUCUCCAUGGUCAACAGGAAAGGACUGUGGUACAGCCGGCGCAGGAGGCUCCCAGCACGAUCCUGGACACCAAACCUCCCAAAGCCCAGAAGAAGAGCUCAGCCCAGACUGUGAUUGUGAACAUGCUAGAGAAACCGUCUGCCACAGUGUUCUCUCCACCCAGACGCAAACUACCUUUCUCCAAGUCAGAUAAGGACUUGGUGAACCAGGAAAGAUCUCUUGCCAUGUUCAGAGACGACUCCAAAUCUGCUGGGUCCAGAAACAGAGAGUCUUCUCAUAAAGACCAGAAGAAGAUCCAUAAGACCAUGUCAUCGGGAGACCUGGGCAAGGUUGAGGUCCUGAGGAAAACCUCCAGUCAUGAUGGAAGCAGGAUGAGAGGGAAGAUGCGAUUCUGGAGUAAGACGAAGCACGGAGAGAAAAAACUGUCAAGAGAAAAGCAGGCGAGCAGGAGUGAAGCAGGAGAGACACAUGAAGACCCCUCUCUCCUGCAAAGUCUGGACCUUGAGGCGGCUUCCGCAACAGGGGUCAGGGACAGUAAGGAGAGCAAGGAGCUGUCUCCUAAAAUGAGACGACGUCGCAGUGUGAAGAUCAGCAGCAUCACCCUGGAGCCCGCCCAGUGGCAGAACGACGCCCUGCACAUCCUCACGUCGGCCCACGACUACCGCAGCAUGAACGACUUCCUAAUGAAGAAGAUCGCUGACCUGGAUUCUGAGGAUGGUAAGAAGGACACCAUGGUGGAUGUCGUGUUCAAGAAGGCGCUGAAGGAGUUCAGGAUCAACAUCUUCAACUCGUACUCCACUGCUCUGGCUAUGGAUGAUGGGAAGAGCAUCCGUUACAAGGAUCUUUAUGCCUUGUUCGAGCACAUCCUGGAGAAGACCAUGCGUCUGGAGCAGAGAGACUGGAGCGAGUCACCGGUGAAGGUGUGGGUCAACACCUUUAAGGUCUUCCUGGAUGAAUUCAUGACUGAGUACAAGCCCAUGGAGGGAACCAUCGGCAGGGCUCCUAAGCGUGAGCGCAAGAAGUCGAGGAAGAAGGAAACUGAUAUUGUGGAAGAACACAAUGGCCACAUCUUCAAGUCCACCCAGUACAGCAUCCCCACCUACUGCGAGUACUGCUCCUCCCUCAUCUGGAUGAUGGACCGAGCCUGUGUCUGCAAACUGUGUCGUUUCGCCUGCCACAGGAAGUGCUGCACGAGGAUGACGACCAAGUGCAGUAAAAAGUACGAUCCAGAGUUGUCCUCGCGGCAGUUUGGCGUGGAGUUGUCUCGUCUGACCAGCGAGGAGCGGACUGUGCCGCAGAUGGUGGAGAAGCUCAUCAACUACAUUGAGAUGCACGGCCUCUACACAGAGGGGAUCUACAGGAAGUCGGGCUCCACCAAUAAGAUCAAAGAACUCCGUCUGGGGCUUGACACAGAUGUGAACAGUGUGAACCUGGAUGACUACAACAUCCACGUCAUUGCCAGUGUUCUCAAACAGUGGCUGCGUGACCUGCCCAGCCCUCUCAUGACCUUUGAACUGUACGAAGAGUUUCUCAGGGCCAUGGGUCAGCCAGACAAGCGUGAGGUAAUCCAAGGGGUGUAUUCAGUGAUCGACCAGCUCAGCAGGACCCACCUGAGCACACUGGAGCGUCUCAUCUUCCAUCUGGUUAGGAUCGCCCUGCAGGAGGACACUAACAGGAUGUCAGCCAACGCCCUCGCCAUCGUGUUUGCUCCCUGCAUCCUCCGCUGCCCCGACUCGAUCGAUCCUCUGCAGAGCGUCCAGGACAUCAGCAAAACCACUGCAUGUGUGGAGCUCAUCAUUAACGAGCAGAUGAGAAAGUACAGAGCUCGACUGAAGGACAUCAGCAGUCUGGAAUUUGCAGAAAGCAAAGCCAAGAGCAGACUGACCCACAUCAGGAAAUCCAUGAAACCAGUACUAAUUGCUGUUAGGUUUAUGAGCAUUACCCGCACUGCCACCCCGAGCAUAGGCCGCGUUCGACAGAGCAGCACCCGCACGCCCUCGCCUCCUCUCAGCCCCAGAGCGUCUUCUGAGCUGGAUGGAGACAGUGCAGGAGGGGGAGAAGGAGAAGGAGAAGGAGGAGAGGAUGCAGCGGAGGCUGGGCUGAACGAGCCACAGCAGCUGGCGAUGCAGCAGGAGGAGCGGAUCCUCACUGAGCAGAUUGAGAGUCUGCAGAAAGAGAAGGAGGAACUGACGUAUGAGAUGUUGAUCUUGGAGCCGCGGGUGUCUGACGAUGAGACUCCUGAAUCUGAAGCCUCCAUCGGCACAGCAGACAGCUUUGAAAAUAUAACCAUGGAGACCAAAGGAGCUACGUCCGACCCCUCGGAGCCCGGCACUUAUCGCUCCAGAAAGUCGGAGGCAAAGAGCAGACGAGCUCUGCAUCGCCAGCCGGAUUCCCAGGACUCAGCAGACUCCAUCUCCACGUUCUCCUCAUCCUACCACGCCUCCUCGUCUCUCUCCUCAAAUGCCUCCGGCUCUCCGUCCCCUCACUACCGGUUUCGCUCGUCCUCUUCCGGGCCGCUGCUCACCUCCUGCAGUUUGGGCACAACCCCGUUGGGCGAGGCAGAGGCAGGUCACAGAGGUGGCAAGUCCCAGCACAGGCUCCGGCUGAGCCGCAGCUCACCACGCGAGCCCUCGGGAACCCACCGGAGGGAGUCUGAAUUCAGCUCGGGGCCACAGCAGCUGGUUCUGUAUGGCAGCAACGAGUUCAUGGUGUGAAGCCAAGGAGGGAAGGAACGCCCAGCCACCACCUGUUGGAGCACAGGAGGGUGUGCGAGAAGUGGGAGGAGGGAGAGUCCAGGGAUGGAUGAGGCUGGUCAUGGGGCAAGGUUCAUGCCAAAUGUCGACUGCUGCCCCUCCUCUGUUCCCCCCCUCCCUCCUCCCCUGGUCCAGUCAAAGCAGAAAGCUGUGAGAAAUACAGAGGACUGGACGUACCACAGAGAGGGACAAGACAACUAAGAUGGUCAAAGACUGACGACUAAUGUGAAUAGAGGGAUUGAAGUGAAACGUUUUAUGACCCUCUGAUCUCAGUGCUGUUUGACCCCUGCUGGAGCACCAGGGGUCAGUUAAGGGAGAGAAGAAGAAGAAGCAGAAGAAGGGAAGGAUGGGUGGAGAGACACAGUAAAAAAAAACACUCCUGCAAAGCCAAAUCUGAUAGUGCCCUGUCUUCAUUUUUUGCAUGUGGUCAGGUGGUAAAGCCAACCCCGAAGAAAUGUAGCCAUACUGACUGAACUGGCGGACAUUUUGUCUGUAACCAGCACCAAGCUUUUCACGUUUACACAGGACAAACCAGCCAAGAGGCUGCAUGCUUCUCCAUCACACUUUUUCCUAUGUCAAUCUGAAGAAACUGUACAGAAAUAUGUCACAGCUCUAGGUUAUAUAUUAUUAUUAUUGUUAAUAUUAUUGUUAUUAUUACUAUUAUUAUUAUUAUUAUUACAGAGGAAAAGGGUGAAAAUAGAAAGAAACUCCAGUGCUGCUCCUGGGCCGUUCAUUGUUGAUUUGCCUGAUUUCCUCUUCUCUUGUUUUGAAAAGGGAAGUGUCUGGAAUUCAGGUUCCACUUUUUGUUUCUGAGCUGGUUUCAUCCAGUUUCCUUCACUUUGCCUUUUUUGUCUUUUCCUAUAUCACAAUCAAUCAGAGCCAGUUUUGGGUGACCUCGGGUUGUACUCUUCAGAAAUAACAGAAGGAAAAGCCGUCAGUCUGUGCUAUGUGUUGGUUGUUUUGUAUCUGCCUGUCCCUGCAAGCUCUCUGUUUUCUCUCUGUUUCAUUCAGAAGCAUCAGUGUUACUUUUGUCAGGACUUGAAUAUUUUUUUAAUAUAUACUAUUGCUGUAUUAUACAUUGGUGUUGUUACUGAUAUCAAAGAUGUCAUGUUUGUUUCCUGUCAAUAUUGUUUCAUGGUUUAUUUUUGUUCAGAUGAACGCCUGACUGUGCGUGUGUGUGUGCCUGAAUGAAUGAAUACUUCAUGCCACUGUAUCAGCUCCCUCUCGGUGCAUGUAUAGUCGUCUCUAUACACACUUAUACGUUUCCCCUAUUAUUCCUAUAAGGGUGGGAAAUCUCUCCAACCAUCAUGUCACACUAAAUCUAACCCAGACUUACCAAAUAAUGGUUCCGAUUUUCACUGCACCUUUGGGGGAAACUUCUGCACUCACAUACUCACUCCGUCCAUGUCGUCCUCUGAGCCGUCCGCCAUACAUUCUUCUUCUUCUCAAACACAAGCGUAGCUCUUCCAUCCUCCUGUCUCCCGGCUCUGGCUGUGAAAAGUAGCAUUUAACCUGCAGACAAAGAAGUAGCAUCUAACACUCAGACUGUCCUCGUGUUUCUGCAUAAUCCUAAUCUGUCUCUGUCCAUGCAGUGUCAGUGUAAUCUUCAGUUUAACGGACAUACUCAGUAUCUUAACAGCGAUGAUGUCUCUGUACUAAAGCUGCAAAAUCCCUCCUCGCUUGCUGCGUCUGUGAUCAGAUCCCUGUGGGCGACUCUCGCUGCGAUCUCACCAACACAAUCCGUGUUAAUCGACUUUUCCUUGAAGCUGGAAGUCUCCGUGAAGACUGUGCUGAUCUCAGGUGUGAGAUGCAGGUGUGGAGACUUGCAAUGUGUUGUCUUUUUAUAACACUAGCUCUAGACCUGUAGGAAAGAAGAAAAAAGUCUGUUUCGAAGGUGAGAUGAGAAGACAAAACUGAUUCCUGGUCAAAUAUUCGAGCUGGUAUUUGGACAUGUCCAUGGUGUCUAUAUGGCAUUCUGAAAAAAACUAAAAGAAAAGAAAAAAAAGUGAAUGUACCCGUCACUGGAAGGCAUGCUGUGCUUUCUCUGGUUGUUUUUGUUCCUCUUUUAUACACAGUGUAUGUACUAUUUAUGAUCAUGCUUUUGGGGUGUACAUUGAUUUAAAAGAAUCUGUUAUAUAAGGUGUUAUAAAAGGAUAUAUUAUCCUAUGUACGGUUCAUUAUCUACUAUUAAUCCUGGCAACAUUUUAUCAGGCCACGAUGGGUCUGUCAUGUUUGUGCUAUACGAAGCAGAAAAAAAAGAAAAGCGCUGUGUCUCAUUGUCUGCACGACUCUGGACACGGUUAUGUAUAAGGUGCAAUUUGUGUUAUAUUUCCUUUUUUAAUUAUACGAACAUGUCAAUGGUUGUAAGAAAAAAAAAGACUUUAUGGGGGAAAUUUCAUCUGCUUAUUAAAAAAGCAAAACUGCUGCCAAACACA
Messenger RNA from Platichthys flesus (European flounder), 9922 nucleotides. RefSeq names its product myosin IXAb (gene myo9ab). Gene Ontology annotation, molecular function: ATP binding; protein binding; GTPase activator activity. Lineage: Eukaryota; Metazoa; Chordata; Actinopteri; Pleuronectiformes; Pleuronectidae. Gene Ontology annotation, biological process: intracellular signal transduction. The record is from RefSeq and is a predicted model, not a curated record. The transcript is spliced from 42 exons. Gene Ontology annotation, cellular component: myosin complex. Bases 306 to 7448 code for a protein of 2380 amino acids.